Bombus huntii is the source of this 3268-nucleotide messenger RNA. Its product is annotated as coiled-coil domain-containing protein 43. The record is from RefSeq and is a predicted model, not a curated record. Bases 2030 to 2656 code for a protein of 208 amino acids. The transcript is spliced from 4 exons. Lineage: Eukaryota; Metazoa; Arthropoda; Insecta; Hymenoptera; Apidae.
UGAUAUUUCGCUGAACUAUGUUUUGGCAUAGACCGAAUUUCUAUCGUCUUUUCGUAACGUGUGAUUUUUGACGAGUGGAAUUCGAACUAAUACUAGUUUUAAAGCGUUAAAAAGAUCGUUAUUUUAAAUAUUUUGCGCAUGUAAAGUUUAUGGAUAUUGUACAUUUUUUAUGUGCAUUGUCAAUUAGCGAAAUGAGAUGAUAUUGAUUUGCGUUAAGUUUAACUUAAUAUUAUUAAGAAACACGUUGUCGUCAAAUGUAAUUGGCGCUCUGCGAUAGACUGGAUACGUAGGAAAGGUCGGUAUCGUGAUUACGACUUUACCAACUAAGGUCUAAUAAUUUGUUUUCAUUCGAGCGUCUUGAAAUGCAUUUUUAAAUAGUAGAAUUUAGAUUAUACGAGGAAAAGAGACUAUGAAUAUUUAAAGAUCGCGAGUUUACUUUUAUGGAUAUUUUAUCGUAUGCUGUUAUCUGACGGCCAGAAGUCGAAAUAUAAUAUAAAGAAAGGUGCUCAAUAGAUAUCUUAUCGUGCAUCGGUAAUCCAUUUAUUUGUGAUGUUAUUAGAUGGUCGUUGAAAUUUUUUAAAUAUUCUUUUAAGAUAUUAUAACAUAAAAUAAGAUAAAAUAUGACGUAUGUAUAAUAUUGUAUGUAUAAAGACAAGGAAAAACGCGGAGGGUUUAGCUGGAUCUAAAUGUUAUAAAAAAUAUACGUUGUCAUUUAAAAGUCUCAAAAACCGGUUGGUCUUCGGCAGAACUGGAAGUCUGAGUGCAUCUACUUAUCUUUUCUAAUCAUCUCUUUGGCAAGUAUUUAUUAUUAGUUCAACGGCUAGUCUGUCGCAAUCAAGAAUCAUCUCGCGUCGAUCAACAAUUUACCAUAGCAAAUUAGUCGAGUGCCGCAUCGGACCGAGUGCGAAUCGCUCGUACGGAACAAACGUGUGGUCAGAUGUCCGUCUUAAUUCUACGCAAAUAUAAACAAACAACAGACGAGCAAGUCACAAUAAUCAAAAAAGGUGGCUGAUAUUGGAGAAUAUAAGGAAGCUUUGGCACCAAGUGGAGUGGAACAAAUACAAGAAAAUGUUCGCAAAUGAAAUAUGUGAAUCAUUUCAACAAUCGACAAGAAGCUUUCAGAGAACUAAAAAUAUUAAGUUAGAAGACUGUUACAUGUGUGCAUUGCUCGUAGUGAGUGUUGCAUGCAAUGUAGCAGUACUAUACGUCAUUUAUCAUUUAUAUCGCCAUAUUUAUUAUGAAACGGAUUUGGAAUUGGAAAUUACAUGUGGAGAACUCUCAGACAUGUACUUUUGUUACGGUGCAGCAAGCUGCAAUAGCACUAAAGCGCAAUGUUUAUAUGACGCAAAAUAUUCUAAUAGGAUUAUACCCAGCACAAAGAUAUUUUGCAAAAUAGUACAACGAUCGCGGGAUACAGGUACAUUAAAACCUGUGAAAUCUGGCAGCGGAAUUCAGCACGACGAUCCGGAUCUGGAAGACAGGAUACUGUAUUCAAGAAAAUUUCAGAUUAACUACGAAGAUUGUUGCUGCUGAAAAAUGUGGCAGUAAUAGCAUUGUAUAUUGAAGGAAAAAUAUCUGCAUACAUAGCUUUCGAAAAGUUCAGUAAUUAAAAAUAGAAAAUUUUCUCAGAUGAAAAAAUUUUUGCAAAGGGAUCUCGCCACUUGUUCCACGUUUUGUUCACGGACACCAGACCCUUUCCUUUUUAAAAUCGAGAAGGUUUGGAAUUGUUUAGAUUGCUUAAAAUAAAAAAAGUAACUUAUUUAUACUAUUAUUACAUUCAUUAUAAAAAUAAACGAAAUUGUGUGCUUAUUUUUUAAAUAAGUUUUUUGUUAACAGUAGAGUAUCGGAGACGAGACUCGAUGAUAGUACAACAUUGACCACAAAACGCUUUUAUUCCUAGUGUCCAUUUUUUUGGCAGAAUGUCAUCCAUAAGUAUUAGCGAUAUCCCUAUUUAUCUCUGUUAGAAACGCUUUGAACUGGCUUAGCCGUGUUGCCAACUGAAGGACUUGGGAAAGUGAAACAGCCGAACAUGGCGGUCGCAACGAAUUCUUUCGAUACUUGGCUCAGCAAGAAAUUACAAGCUCUAAAUACUGAUGAAGGUGUAUUUGGAUCAUACAUCAAAGGAAUUUUAGAAGGUGAUGAGACGGAGGAUGAGAAGACCGAAGCCCUUGAAGUCAUACUCGCGGGCAUAACGGACGAUAACAUUAGCAAACUUGUGACUGAAAUUUUAAAAGCUUGGGCUGAGUAUCUACCUGUUGAAGAAGUUAGUGCUCCAAAAGUACCAGUAGAAGAUGUGGAUGUCAGAUUAGCAAGAAUGUUGGAAUCUCAGUCUCUUCCAACUACGACACAAAGAAGUUACACAGAAGAGGAGAGGAGAAUAAGAGAAGCUAUUCUUGCACAGUACAGUCAAAUGUCAGAAGAAGAGAACAGCGAAGGAGAUGGAGAAGAGGAUGGUGCAAGUGGUGGAGACUGUGGAAUCGAAAAGAAUACAAAUACAGCUGCUAUAAUUCAACAGGAGAGAGAAAAGAGGGAAAAAGCUAAGUUGGAGAGUCAGAGGAAAAAAGAGAAAGACAAAGAAGAUCGAGAGAAACAGAAACAGUUAAGAGAAGAGAAGAAGGAGAAACGAAAAACACAAAAAGGAGAACGGAGAAGGUAGCAUUGGGACAAGAGGAUAUUAAGUUAUACUUCCAAAUAUGAAAUAAUCAAAUGCAAAUCGGCGUACAUAAAUAUCUAUGUUUAUUCUUGUGCAUGCAAUGUUCUUCAACAAUUACUUAAAUUAUUUAGUAAUUUUUUGCUAGAAAUUUGUGUGUGUAGAAUGCAUAUCCUAAAUGAACACGAUAUGAGACAAGCAUCAAAAUAUACGCGUUUUGCAAAAAAUGUUAAUUCUAUGUAAUAAUGUUAACUAUAUCAUAUGUAUAUGUAUGUAAAACAUUGCAUCCUGUGCCUUCUGUCUGUUGAAAAUUUCUGUAAAAUGACGUAAUUUUCUUUAAAAUGAUUUUGUACUCAUUCUUUUUUAUUUUCUUUUGUAAAAUUCGAACUGAUCGUAUUCUCUAUCAUUUGUAUUCAUAUCGCUUUAAGUCAAUUUGAAACAUCGACGUGGAACUGCAUUAUAAUCAAUGUAAAACAGUGAUAAUCCGAAUACAGAUAAAUGAUUUGUACUUAUUAUGCUUAGUAGUGUAUAUAUAUAUAUGUUCCUUUUUCUCAUUAUAUAAAUUAUGUAUUUAAGACUAGUGCAUUAAAUAAACCACUUAAACAUUCAUUCAAACUA